This is a messenger RNA of Sinocyclocheilus rhinocerous, 1550 nucleotides long. RefSeq names its product neuropeptide Y receptor Y2, like (gene npy2rl). Gene Ontology annotation, biological process: G protein-coupled receptor signaling pathway. Lineage: Eukaryota; Metazoa; Chordata; Actinopteri; Cypriniformes; Cyprinidae. The record is from RefSeq and is a predicted model, not a curated record. The transcript is spliced from 5 exons. Gene Ontology annotation, cellular component: membrane. Bases 272 to 1393 code for a protein of 373 amino acids. Gene Ontology annotation, molecular function: neuropeptide Y receptor activity.
CAGCCCACCUCACCUGAACCUCAACCUUUCCUUCAGGAAAACAUAUUGAUUGAAAAAGGAAACAGAAGAAGAUGUACUUGUUUAUUGUAUGUCAAUUUAUAAAUAUAGCUACAUAACAUUUCAAAAGAUUUCUGUUUAACUGAUGGUGAUGUAUCCUGAGGCGCACUACGUAUUAUUGGAGACGGCGAGGUGAAAACACUGCCUGGGAAUCGGUUGUCAAACCUAAGGGUUGCUUGGUCUUUCUCUAAAAUCUGACAUGGCCAUGUGAUAAAUGGAUUCCCUCAGCUUAAUCAAUGGCUCCUCUGGGAGCAAAGAGCUGGCCAUCGGGGAGGAUUCAUCUGACGUGACUCUGAAUCAUCCGUUGCUAGAGCUAGGAGACAGUACCAAGCUUCUUGGGGUGCAGGUGGUCCUGAUCUUGGCAUACUCUACCAUCAUCCUUUUGGGCGUUGUGGGGAACUCCCUGGUGAUUUAUGUGGUUUACAAAUUUAAGACACUCCGUACCGUCACCAACUUCUUCAUUGCAAACCUAGCCAUAGCUGAUCUGCUCAUCAACACGUUGUGUCUCCCGUUCACGCUGGCUUACACUCUCCUCAGGGAAUGGAAGUUUGGACAAGUGCUUUGUUUCACUCUGCCAUACGCUCAAGGUCUCGCCGUCCACGUCUCUACUAUUACAUUAAACGUAAUUGCAUUGGAUCGGCAUAGAUGCAUUGUUUAUCACCUAGACACUCGAAUGUCAAAGGACACCUGCUUUCUGGUCAUUGCCAUCACCUGGGUGGUAAGUGCCAUUCUGGCAAGCCCACUGGCCAUAUUUAGGGAGUAUGGAAUCGUAGAUCUUUCUCCAGAUAACUCCAUUGAGGUUUGUGGAGAGAAGUGGCCUGACAGUAGUACAGACAGCACUCUAUACUCAAUCUCCACGCUGCUGCUGCAAUAUGUGUUGCCUCUGGCAAUCAUCUCUUUUGCCUACAUCCGUAUCUGGAGUAAACUCCGCAAUCACGUCAGCCCAGUUGGUCACAACGACAGGCAUCAUCGUCGCCGCAAGACCACCAAGAUGUUGGUUACCAUGGUCGUGGUGUUUGCGGUCAGCUGGUUGCCUUUCCACGCCUUCCAGCUUGCCAUUGACAUUGACCACAACGUGUUGGACAUGAAGGACUUCAGGCUUCUUUACACUGUUUUCCACAUUGUGGCCAUGUGCUCAACGUUUGCCAACCCACUGCUGUAUGGUUGGAUGAACCGGAACUACCGCAGCGCCUUUGUUGCGGUCUUCAGUUGCAAGGAACGGCUUGAUUCAUUGCACGCCGAGGGCCAGGCUGCCACAGCGGUUCGCAGCAAACCCAAAAAGGCUUUAGAAGCCCAAGAUAUAGUGACGACACAUCUCAAUGCAACAGAUGUCUGAGGUGAGGAUACUGAUAGGAUUCCUAAUGCCAGUUCAAAACUAUGGAGGAUUUAUCGUAGCGGGAACUUCCUAGUGAUUUGUGUGGUUUCCAAAUUUAAGACACUUCAUACCAUCACCGAUUUCUUCAUGGCACACCUUGCCAUGUCCGAUCUGCUUG